GAGUUUCUCUUUCGAUACUCCGUUAUCGGCGCUAGGGAGAGUGAGCAAAAUCGCGUCGACCUUCCUUGAUUUUUUGACUGAAAAAAAAAAAAGAUGUGACAGCCCUCAACGGAGACGUGGAUAUAAUUGUUUGCUCGCGGUGCUGGAAUGGCUUUAUAUUUUAUAACGAUCGGUGGAAAUCUUGUAGUUUGGCGUGAAAGUUGCGUGGAAAGUAGUUGGGAGGACGAUGAGCCCUUCGUCGCGAGGUUGAUUAUUUAACGCGUUUACGCGCCAUAUUUUAUUUGAUUAAGGAACAGUUUUACGAAUGAUAAUAUUUUUAUAGGUACACCCGUGGUAUUCGAUGCACGUGCAGCGUGGCGGGCCAUCACGUAUACUAGACUAGUGUCAAAAUCACGUUACGUCAGACCGCAUAAACUCCCAAUAGUUGUAUAAACCGCCCAGCCACACAUUUGCCAACCACCACUCGCUGCUGUCAAUAUUUUUUGUACUAUGUCCAGUCUCGUUCGAACUGUUAUUGAUCGGUGGUCGUAAGAUCCUCGAAGAGACCGGCUGAUCAUGAAAUCCGCAGUACUGCAAGCCUUGGCAGUGGGUUGGCUACUGGGAUGUCUCGUAGAACCUCUUUGCGGAAGUCCGCAGCGGCCAUAUUGGAUUUCUUCGAAAGAAAGCACUGCUAGGAAUCAUCGCGAAGUCGAGAACAAAUUCGCGAUAAAAAUUGACCGUGGAAAUUCGCAGCACCGAGGAGGAUACGGGGAUUCCCCUUACGAAAGUAUCGACCAAUUUCAACUUGAGCAACGGCGUUCAGGAUUUGUCCGAGACGAUCCGGGUCAAUUUCAGAUCCGUUACGGAUACGAAGACGAUGAUUUCAGUCGGAUUCGUAACGAACAAGAGUCGUACUAUCAAAAUCUUUUACGGGCCACUGAGAGCCCUCCGAGAGAAUUGCAACGUCAAGAAUCGCCUUCUGCCGAUACUGCGGCGCAGGAACGACAGAUUUAUUAUCAGGACUAUCUCACUCUCGAUGAAAACGAGGGCCCGAAUUUCGCCGAAUUCGAUCAAAAGGCGAAACUCGUGGACAUUUUGAAUUCGAUUGACGAUAACGUCAAAAAUUCAACGAACGGAAGAAUCGCAGAGCUGGUAUCAAAUCUCUUACUCAAAGAAGAUUCUCGCGUAUCGAAUCCAAAUGAUCUAGAAGCCAUAGCUUCACUGGAAGAUGACAUGAUUGCCGAAGCCAGCAUUCCGGAGGAAAUCAAACGCGGAGUCAGACAAGUGCGAGGACAGCAGCCAGGACUUUUAUGGACAUUAGCCAGACUAACGUUUGAGAAAGUUAACGACACCAAGUCCGCUGUAAACCAAAUUGGCAAAAUCGUGAACGAUAAUUUUGCACCUGAAUCUACGUCCACAUCACGCCCCACCACUUCCACUACGACCACAACCACCCCGAGCAAUUCUCUAAUCGAUGAUAGCUCUACCUCGUCAACUAUAAACGCAGAUUCAACUUCAGCCACAACUACGACGACAACUACGACCACCGAAGCUCCUUUCAUGUUAACUAGAACGGAACUACAGGGAAUUAUAAGAAGAAAUCUCAGAGGAUUGAUCAGGCUCUUCAAUAUCGAGUGGAGAGACGCGCUGAACCAAUCGCAAAUUUCUGUGAGGGAGUUUCAACGCGAUCUCGGAAAUCAAGUCCGGCCAUAUUUCGAGCCAAAUCCAAACUUGAAUUGAACGACGAAAAGGAGAGAAAUUGGAGUGGCCAUCACAUUGAAGUCAUUUAUUUUAUAAUUAGUUUUACAUACACGAACGUCGAAUUAAUAAUUCGAUAUCUUUAUUGGUGUUACUACAGAGUACCUAUCCUCAUUUUGAAAAUUAGAUUUUUCAGAGCAGCCAAAGACUGGAUAUAUUCCCUAUAUAUUCUAAUAGUUUCAUACUCGAAUGAACUAGCUCAUCUAUUUUCUACAAUGGUGACUAAUAUGCUUAGCCUGUACACCUUAUUUAUUUAUAUUUUAUUUAUUCCUAAGUCUUCAAUUAUUUUUUCGAUACGAAGUCGUCUCGUAUUUGUAACAUAUUUGCUUAGUCGGGUAGAUAUUCGGUAGUAUAACGACGUCCUGAUAUCCAUUGUAUCUACGCUGUAAUAAACCACGAUCUUCGUCAAAA
Molecule: messenger RNA, 2148 nt
Organism: Athalia rosae (coleseed sawfly)
Lineage: Eukaryota; Metazoa; Arthropoda; Insecta; Hymenoptera; Athaliidae
Exons: 4
Coding region: 556-1719 (387 amino acids)
Source: RefSeq, a predicted model, not a curated record